AUGAAGAAUAUCAAGUUCAAAGAUGAUUGCAAUUGUCAAGAAAGUGAUCAUUACAAGGAACAAAUUGACCGAUUAUCCAAUCAAUUGACUGGUUCGCAUCAACCAGUAAAGGAGGAAGUAGUAGUAGCAGCAGCAGCAGCAAAAGAAGCUGCAGUCCGACACCUCGAUGCAUCCUCGUCCAAUCUCGUGCAAUACAAGACGGAACUGGCAGGUAUGCUCAUGAACAUGUGGGACCUGGCGGAAGACAAACAAAUGAUAAAUGAUCAUAGUGGAGAAACAUCAGUACAAAGAUUAAUGUUGAAUACAUUUAUGCAGGAAGUAUUCGAUCAACUACCGGGAACACUGGCAGGAAUGAGAUGCAUGAUUUUCGAGUUCAAGUACAUUUCUCAAUUUGGUGGAUGCCGCGAGACCUUUCAUUUCCGACAUGAUCCCAAUGAGAAAGGUAUUAUCAAUCCAUUGACGACCAAAUAUGGCACCUACGGAAUCAUCAAGGGUGACCUGGAGGGUGAUGUCAGCCAUAUUCCUCAAGAGUAUUUUGACAUGGCAAUCUAUACCCAACAAAUGCAACAUGAGAAGCACUUUUGGAAGGCGCUCCCGAACUUGGCCGGAACCAUUGACAAAGGUGGUCUCUUAAUAUUCUCCAUUCCAUGGGCAUUCAUGUUCCAUCCCUUGCGAGGUGACUUUUAUCGGUAUUCUCCAUCGGCUGUAUAUCACUUGUUGGAGUCGUCUGGGUUCGCAAUCUGUCACAUCGUCUCGGAUGGUUGGAAGUCGAUGCAAAUGCAUGCUCUUGGGCUGGGUGUCGAAGACAUUUAUGACCUCGAGUCUGUCUUGAAGAGUCAAUCAAAGGUAUCAUUGCUCAGUGGAGCGACCAGUUACAUGGCAGUGGCACAACGAGUGGAGGAAAUUGGCGAUCCUUGUACAUUGCAAAGACUGAAGCUCUCCAAUGAGAUUACGAGGGAAGAAAUCAAUGGAUUUGGAAUUCAUGGCGAAUUCUUGCCGGACGCAAUGAAGGAUUUCCCCUUUGUACCAAAGAAGAAGAAAACCAUGAAGGUACCCAAUAAGAGAGCCAAAAAUCAUGCCAAGAAGAAAAGCUUAAAAACAUUCUCUGUUGAGUUUACAGAAGUGGUUUCGGACUACACUGGGCCAAUACCUCCAAAGACCACCUGCUUUAUGACAGCUAGCUACGCCAAGACGUUGGAGAGCAUGGAUAAUAUGAUUCAUGUGAGGAAUACCAGUCCAUACUUCAAGUUUUUCAUGUUCACGAACUGGAAUGACGACCAAUGGAAAACGCCUGGAUGGAUAAAGAUCACUACGAAAUACAACUACACUCGCUCUAUUACUCACUCGAGAUAUGGCAAAUUCUUGGGAUGGAAGUAUGAUCAAAUCCGACAGGAGUGUGAUGCCGUUUACUACAUGGACUCGAAUAUCCAGCUCAAGGCAAACCAGAGUACUUGGAUGGAAAUGUCAGCAACGAUUAGUUCGACGGAACCCGGUAUUAUGCAGUUCAAGCACGAACAGAAUCGGUCUGGCAUCUUUGAUGAAUUCGCAGCCAUUACGAAAUGGAAGAAGGACUACGCAGGGAACGUUCAAAAGUCUAUUGCUUGGUUCAGUGCACAACCGGAUUUUGAAAAUGAUAUUCCUAUUUACAUGAAUCAGUUAUUCGGAUACAAUCCAAAAUCGCCAACCUAUCAACGGUUGUCCCAAGGAUUCUGGGACCACUAUUCGAAAGAAGAAGAUUCGUGGCGAGACCAACCGCUCUGGGCUUUUAUGCUGCAUCGGUACAACGUAACGCCGCUAGCAUUCCCAGAAACAAAUUUCAAGAGAAUAUGGAGGGUUCCCAAUCGAGUAAACUUUGGACACCAUGACCACCGAUAUACACUUCGGAAGCGGAUGUAA
This is a messenger RNA of Cylindrotheca closterium, 1896 nucleotides long. The record is from the annotation of a GenBank genome assembly. Lineage: Eukaryota; Bacillariophyta; Bacillariophyceae; Bacillariales; Bacillariaceae.